Molecule: messenger RNA, 826 nt
Organism: Neltuma alba
Lineage: Eukaryota; Viridiplantae; Streptophyta; Magnoliopsida; Fabales; Fabaceae
Product: ras-related protein RABE1c-like
Exons: 5
Coding region: 272-652 (126 amino acids)
Molecular function (GO): GTP binding; GTPase activity
Source: RefSeq, a predicted model, not a curated record
GAAAAAGGUAGAGAAUGCAGGAUAAAGAGAUCCUCUCUACUUGAGGUGCCAAUAGACUAUUGUAUUGGUGGAUCGUGAGAUGCACUUAAAGAUAUAUCUCACUCUGGGGCGGAUAGUGGAUACUGUUUCAUUGAUGUUUCAUUAGAGUUAUUUCUUCUUCACUGUUUUUGGCUACUGGUCACGAUGCGAGUACUCCAGCACUUUCAGGCAGGUAGUUUUGUGUCAUAACCAAUAUUGUUCUCUCUUCUUUUCAGCUUACUAUCGCGGGGCUAUGGGCAUAUUGCUGGUCUACGAUGUUACUGACGAAUCGUCAUUUAACAAUAUCAAGAAUUGGAUUCGCAACAUUCAACAGCAUGCUUCGGAUAAUGUUAACAAAAUAUUGGUGGGGAACAAAGCUGACAUGGACGAAAGCAAAAGGGCUGUGCCAACGUCCAAAGGUCAAGCACUGGCUGAUGAGUAUGGGAUUCAGUUCUUUGAAACAAGCGCAAGGACAAACCAAAAUGUGGAAGAAGUUUUCUUCUCCAUAGCAAGAGAUAUAAAGCAGAGGCUAACUGAUAAUAACGCUAGAUCAGAGGCAACUACAAUUAGGAUCAACCAAGAUCAGGCAGCAGGGAGUGGGCAAGCGGCUCAAAAAUCAGCUUGUUGUGGUUGAAGGCUAAGUUUCCAAAGGAGUCAACACCUUGCCCAAGAACAAUGAUGAACGAUGGAAGUACUACUCGCAAGACUACUUUUAUUUUAACGUUGUCAUUCUUUCCAGCAUUUACAUGUGAGAAAAAUCAGAUAUCAAUCCAAAGCCACAUGCCUUUUAUAUAUACAUAUAUAUAUA